AUGGGACUCCAAAACAUCAACCACGUCGUCCUCGUUCUGUCGGGGAAAGGUGGCGUGGGUAAAUCUAGUACAACCCUUCAACUUGCCCUCUCCCUCACCCAGCAGGGCCACAACGUAGGAAUUCUCGAUAUUGACCUUACUGGUCCAAGCAUACCCAGGCUUUUGAAUCUCGAAGACAAGAAAGUCACCCAGGCACCCGGAGGCUGGCUGCCUGUUAAGGUGCAUGAUGCCGUGAAAGGGACAUCGACCGAUGGCACAACUGGUGACCAAACCAACCAGUCCUCUCCUCCUGCCCGAGGCUCCCUCCACGCUCUGUCCCUUGCCUUCCUUCUCCCUACGCGCGAGUCGGCCGUGAUAUGGCGUGGGCCCAAAAAAACAGCCAUGAUAAGACAAUUUGUGUCCGACGUCUUCUGGCCUCCGAACACUGACUAUUUACUCAUCGAUACCCCUCCCGGGACAAGUGAUGAGCACAUUGCGAUCGUGGAGGAACUGCACAAGCUCGCCGCAGACGUGCAACCCAUAACAAGCGCAAAUGGAAACCUAGCGCUAGAUAUUGAUCCCAGGCCCAAACUCUCGGGCGCAGUUGUCGUCACCACUCCUCAAGCCAUCUCAACUUCAGAUGUGAGGAAAGAACUCAACUUUUGUGUCAAAACACAGGUCCCCGUCUUAGGGGUAAUAGAAAAUAUGGCUGGAUAUAUCUGCCCCUGUUGCAAUGAGAUUACGAACAUCUUCAGCAAAGGCGGCGGCGAAAUCAUGGCGAGGGAGACCGGCGUUCCAUUCCUAGGCUCCGUUCCAUUGGAUACUGGAUUCGUCGCAUUGGUUGAGGGUGUCGAGGAUGAUCAAAUUUCUGGACCUUCUACCGGUGGCUCGGAAUCCAGCCAGCCAACUGAGCUAGUUGAGCGAUAUAAAUCAUGUGGUCUGAAUCCGAUUUUUACCAAAUUUGCAGCGAAAAUUCACGAAAAGUUACAAACCCCGGUGAAUUCAGCUCCCUAA
Messenger RNA from Exophiala aquamarina CBS 119918, 993 nucleotides. Its product is annotated as methionyl-tRNA synthetase. The transcript has a single exon. The coding region runs from base 1 to 993 and encodes 330 amino acids. Lineage: Eukaryota; Fungi; Ascomycota; Eurotiomycetes; Chaetothyriales; Herpotrichiellaceae. Gene Ontology annotation, cellular component: cytosol. Gene Ontology annotation, molecular function: ATP-dependent FeS chaperone activity; ATP binding; 4 iron, 4 sulfur cluster binding. The record is from RefSeq and is a predicted model, not a curated record. Gene Ontology annotation, biological process: iron-sulfur cluster assembly.